UGUAUCAGCCCGCCACCGCGUCUUUUUUUUUUUUACCCCGAGCAGAGCGUGGCGGGUGGGGGGCGGCGGAGGCUCAUGCGACCCGCCCUCGCCGCCCGCUCCCGGCGCCCUUCCCGGCGGGGCUGCAGGGGGUGUGUGGGGCUCUAAGUGUGGGGACCGGGCGGAGGAGCAGGAGGGCGCCGCGGCCGCCGAGGGACCGGGAGGAUGGCGGACACAGACCUCUUUAUGGAAUGUGAGGAAGAGGAGUUAGAACCGUGGCAGAAAAUCAGCGAUGUGAUUGAGGACUCGGUGGUGGAAGAUUACAAUUCAGUCGACAAAACCGCUACCGUUUCAGUGAGUGUGCAACCAGUCGCCACUCCCAUGCCGAUCGUUGCCCACGCGUCCAUCGGCGGUAACCUCUCCACGCCCACGCCUGUCAGCAGCAGCGGGCCGGUCAACAGCGAUGGGACGAAGAAGACACUUGUUACGCUCUUUGCAAACAACAGCACCGGCACGCCUAUAGUCCAGCAAGGGGGACAGCCGCUGAUCCUCACGCAGAACCCGGCCUCUGGCCUAAGCACCGUGGUCACCCAGCCGGUCCUCCGGCCUGUGCAGGUCAUGCAGAAUGCCAACCACGUCACCAGUGCCCCAGUGACCAGUCAACCCAUCUUCAUCACAACCCAGGGCUUCCCUGUGCGGAACGUCCGGCCUGUGCAAAACACAAUGAAUCAGGUGGGAAUUGUCCUGAAUGUACAGCAGGGUCAGACGGUGAGGCCCAUUACUCUCGUCCCAGCUCCAGGUACCCAGUUUGUGAAACCCGCCGUCGGCGUCCCUCAGGUCUUCUCCCAAAUGGCCCAGGUGAGACCAGGUCCGACCAUGCCGGUCCGACCGUCCUCCAACACUUUCACUACCGUCAUUCCUGCCACUCUUACCAUCCGGAGCACGGUCCCGCAGACCCAGGCGCAGCCGCAAAUGAGCAUUGCCAGCUUCGUGACGGUGAAAAGGCCCGGAGUGACAGGCGAGAACAACAACGAGGUUGCAAAGCUGGUGAACACGUUGAAUACAGUCCCUUCGCUAGGCCAAAGCUCAGGACCCAUCACCGUCUCCAACAACAGCCCUGCCCAUGGCUCCCAGAGAGGGAGCGUUUCCGAAUCCUCCUCCUCCUCCCUGAAAGUCAGUUCUUCGCCGAUCCCCGCCUUUGAUUUGCAAGAUGGUGGAAAGAAAGUGUGUCCAAGGUGCAGUGCCCAGUUUAGAGUUAUUGAAGCUUUAAGAGGCCAUAUGUGCUACUGCUGCCCUGAAAUGGUGGAAUUCCUCAAGAAAGGGAAGCCCUCAGAGUCUGAACCAAAUAUCCAAUCCCCCAAGCCCUCCUCCCCGGAGAAGAACGCUGCCGUUGCCUCUCCGCCUUCCUCCACCCCCAUCCCCGCGCUCUCCCCGCUGGCCAAAGUCUCCGAACAAACCGACGGCACGGGGGACGUGUCUCAGAGCAAGCUGAUCAUGCUGGUGGACGACUUCUACUACGGCAGGGACAGCGGCAAAGCCAGCCAGCUGCUGAAUUUCCCCAAGGUGCCGACGUCCUUCCGGUGCCCGCACUGUACCAAGAGGCUUAAGAAUAACAUACGGUUUAUGAACCAUAUGAAACACCACGUCGAACUGGAUCAGCAGAACGGGGAAGUGGAUGUCCACACUAUCUGUCAGCACUGUUACCGGCAGUUCAACACCCCCUUUCAGUUGCAGUGCCACUUGGAAAACGUCCACAGUCCGUACGAAUCGACCACAAAAUGCAAGAUCUGCGAGUGGGCAUUUGAGAGUGAGCCCAUGUUUCUGCAGCACAUGAAGGACACCCACAAGCCAGGAGAGAUGCCCUACGUCUGCCAGGUCUGCCAGUACCGCUCCUCACUCUAUUCAGAGGUGGACAGCCAUUUCCGAAUGGUCCACGAGGACACGCGGCAUCUCCUCUGCCCUUACUGCCUCAAGGUCUUCAAGAACGGCAACGCUUUCCAGCAGCACUUCAUGCGGCAUCAGAAGAAGAGCGUCUACCACUGCAACAAGUGCCGUCUUCAGUUCCUCUUUGCCAAGGACAAAAUCGAGCACAAGCUGCAGCACCACAAAACCUUCCGCAAGCCCAAGCAACUGGAGGGACUGAAACCAGGCACCAAGGUGACCAUUCGGGCCUCUAGAGGCCAGCCCCGGACGGUGCCCCUCUCUUCCGGUGACAUGCCCCCAGGCCUCAUGCAGGAUGCUGCCUUGGUGUCGGCUUCUUCGGACCCCCAGCCCAACUUCCCGUACCCGCCAUUCCAGAGGAACGUCCAGAAGAAAGCCGUCAGGAAAAUGAGCGUCCUUGGCAGGCAGACGUGCCUGGAGUGCAGUUUUGAAAUCCCGGAUUUCCCCAACCACUUCCCCACCUACGUCCACUGCUCGCUGUGCCGUUACAGCACCUGCUGCUCACGCGCCUACGCCAACCACAUGAUCAACAACCACGUUCCUCGCAAGAGUCCGAAGUAUUUGGCCUUGUUCAAAAACUACACAAUCUGUGGGGUACGGCUGGCGUGCUCCGCUUGCCUUUUUGUGACGUCCGAAGGCGACGCCAUGGCCAAGCACCUCGUCUUCAACCCAUCGCACGAAUUCAGCAACGUCAUUCUCCGAGGUGCUACCUGGGCUUCGCUUCCAAGACCCAGCCAGCCCAUUGACGGCGGUGUGAAGGCGCCGAGCUCAACUUACCCCCCAAGCAAAGUUGCUACUGUGAACACACCAUCUCCUCCACCAGAGGAGGAGAAGAACGAGGCAGCGCCUAAGGAGGGGCCCGAGGCCAUCCAAGAGCCGGCAGCUGCCCCGGAGGAAGAGUGCGUCAGUGUGGAAGACCAAGUUCAGGAGCAGCCGGUGAAAGAAUCUCCCGAACCAGUCAGCAGAAAGGAGCAACUGUCUGUGAAGAAGCUCCGGGUGGUGCUCUUCGCUUUGUGCUGCAACACGGAGCAGGCGGCAGAACACUUCAAGAACCCUCCGAGGCGGAUCCGGCGUUGGCUGAGGAGGUUCCAGGCCUUCCAGGAGGAGAACAUGGCAUCUUUGUCCGAGGGCAAGUACCUGAGCUUAGAGGCUGAAGAGAAGCUGGCGGAAUGGGUCCUGACGCAGCGAGAGCAGCAGUUGCCGGUCAACGAGGAGACGCUCUUCCAGAAGGCCACAAAGAUUGGGCGAUCGCUGGAGGGGGGCUUCAAAAUCUCGUACGAGUGGGCCGUGCGGUUCAUGCUCCGACAUAGCCUCAGCACGCACAACCGCCGGGCAGUGGCUCACCCUCUCCCCAAAGACGUCGAGGAGAACGCCAACUGCUUCAUCGAGUUUGUGCAGCGGCAGAUCCACACCCAGGACCUGCCGCUGUCCAUGAUUGCAGCCAUCGACGAGAUCUCCCUCUUCUUGGACGUGGAAGUGCUGUGCAGCGACGACCGGAAAGAGAACGCCUUGCAGACGGUGGGGACUGGCGAGCCUUGGUGCGAUGUCAUUCUGGCUAUCUUGGCCGACGGAACCAUCCUGCCCACCCUCGUCUUCUACCGGGGUCGCGUGGAGCAGGCUGCAAAUGUGCCAGAGACCAUCGUCCUCGAGGCAAAGGAGAACGGGUACCAUGACGAUGAAGUCAUGGAAGUGUGGGCCUCCAAAGUAUGGCAGAAGCACAUCGAGAGUCAAAACAGCAAAAGCAUGCUAGUCCUGGAUUGCCACCGGACGCAUCUGUCAGAAGAAGUCCUGACUAUGCUGAGCUCCUUCAGCACGUUGCCCGCCGUGGUCCCGGCUGGCUGCAGCUCCAAAAUCCAACCUUUGGACGUUUGCAUCAAAAGGACUGUGAAAAACUUCUUGCAUAAAAAGUGGAAAGAGCAAGCAAAGGAGAUGGCAGACUCCACGUGCGACUCGGACAUCCUCCUUCAGCUGGUCUUGUGCUGGCUGGCGGAGGUCCUAGAGGUGAUCGGUGAUUGCCCCGAACUUGUACAGCAGUCUUUCCUAGUGGCUAGUGUGCUGCCUGGCCCUGACGGCACGGCCAACACGCCGACACGCAACGCCGACAUGCAGGAGGAACUGAUUGCCUCUUUGGAGGAGCAGCUGAAACUCAACAACGAGCCCCGAGACGAGGCCGACCUGCCUGACGGAGCCCAGCAUGAAGAAUCCACCAACCCGGAGAUCCUCCACCAGCUCUUUGAAGGGGAAAGCGAGACGGAAUCUUUCUAUGGCUUUGAGGACGCUGAUUUGGAUCUGAUGGAAAUCUGAGAAACCCGCCAGAGAAGGCUUCUUGCUUUUCUUUGUUUUAACUCAGUGUUGGAUUGAGGCCGUUUUCACUUCCCUGUGGAUUUGUGGGCGUAGGAGCUUUGUAGGUGAACACGCAGGCUAGUAGCCAUUUAUGCUGUUCAUUUCUUAAGGGGGUUUUUUUUUGUGCUUUUUUUUAAAAAAAAAAUCACUGUGUUGGUAUUUUCUGAAGAUAUAUUGUGGGUGAAUAUUUUUUGGCAUUUUCUUUACCUCACUGUAUUAUAGUUUCUGGGGGUUUUUUGUUUUUAUAUUGUGCAAAACGGUUUUUAAUUAUACUACAUCAUCAAUGUGACCUUUUUGGAAGACGAGGAAAACCAGUGUGUAGCUAAUGAAUCAGUAUCUCUAAAUCUUUUCUCUUUUUUUUGUUUUUGUCUUAAUUUGUCUUAACACACGAUUGUUUUUCUUUAACACUCGGACCCAGAGAAGCAGGUUUCUGCAGCAACUCUUUUUUAAAAAGCGAUUAACACAUAAAACAUUCUAUAACGGCCCGUGGAAAUUUGGGAUUUCCUUUUUAAACAAGAAAGCAGCAAUUGAAUGUGUGUGCAUCAUUGUUUCCGGGAGGGAGAGGGUGAAACCUACCCGUUCUUUCGCCAGCCAGCGAGUGGAUCUUUAGACAUGGUAGUGUCGUACUUCCUCAAAAAGGGUUAAUUGAAGAUGCGCUCACAGAAAGUUACUUGGACUUCCUGACGGUUGACAUAAUAGUUUGCCUUUCUCCAGCUGAGAAGCCGUCAAGUCACCUGCUCCUUGGAAUUGCUGACAUUAUACUUUGGAAAAUCCAAGCCCAGCUUGGCGGUCUUUCUGGGUGGGAGAUUUGGGAACUAAUUCCGUGCUGGACCAUUGACUUAAUCUUUUAAAGCUAUCCUUAGCUACUGCAGCCUGCUUUCUCCGACGGCAUCAAGACACUACGUUCCCCAGAGGCCGUGCUCCGAUCAAACCCAGCUGUGACAUGCACAAUGGAGGGAAACUUCUGUUUUUAUUUUCCACUGCCAGCGUAUAAAAAAAAAGAGGAAAAAUGUUUUUUUCUACUGUUUGCAUGUUUGAGAGUUUUUUAAAUCGUUAACGUAUUAUGGUCUAAAAAUGGAAGCAUUUUGACAUAAGAAAAAGUGGGACCCCCCCCCCUUGCACCAUUUCUGUUUCUUUUGAGGUUUCAAGAACCUCCCUUACCACUCCCCCCACCGUGACUUGCAGGCAGCAGGAGGCAGGGCCGGGCCAACCUGUAAAUGGUUCCCCUUUGAAAUGUACAUAUGUGGAACAUUUAAUAAAGCCAGGGAAAUGGAUUUAUAAA
Messenger RNA from Eublepharis macularius, 5545 nucleotides. RefSeq names its product pogo transposable element derived with ZNF domain (gene POGZ). Gene Ontology annotation, biological process: regulation of DNA-templated transcription. The record is from RefSeq and is a predicted model, not a curated record. Gene Ontology annotation, molecular function: RNA polymerase II cis-regulatory region sequence-specific DNA binding; DNA-binding transcription factor activity, RNA polymerase II-specific. Lineage: Eukaryota; Metazoa; Chordata; Lepidosauria; Squamata; Eublepharidae. Bases 205 to 4224 code for a protein of 1339 amino acids. The transcript is spliced from 19 exons.